ACCCGGAGAGAACCCAUCCAUGCACAGGAAGAACAUGCAAACUCCACGCAGAAAGACCCCGGGCCUGGAAUCGAACCCAGGACAAGGCAACAGUGCUACCUACUGCACCACUGUGCAGCCCUCUCUCUCACCCAUAUAUCUUGUGAAAAUGUCCUCCUUAUAUUUCGUUUUAAAUUGUAUUAAAUGUUGACUUUAUUUUAACUCAUUUAACUUGCUCCAUAAUUUCUUACAUCAUGAAUUGAACUACAAAAGCUCUUUCCUGUUGUGCGUACACUAGAAAUCCUUAAGUCGGAGUAAGUUAUAUCUUCCCUUCUCUUUCUAAAACAUGCUCUGUAUGUGCUCAGGUAGCAGCUUAUUUGAUGCCUUCAACAAAAUUUGAGCAAUUUUAAAUUCCAACAGAACUUCUAAUUUUCUUAUUCUAGAAUCUAGAAUAAUAAAAUUAUUCUAAAUGGAUUGUAAGAAAACCUUAAAAGUCUUCUUACAAUCUAGAACCUAGAUUGUAAGAAGACUUUAAGGUUUCGGGGACAUGUUUAAAAAAAGUAGGGAUCACAUCCAGAGAUCUGCUGGAGUCUCAGUUUAAAGACCUUUAGCAUUGACUGGCCAUGACAUUGUUUUGCCUCGCAUGCGUUUUCUGACUAUAGCCCAACAUUUAGACGGUUUGAAAUAGCUGCGGCUUUCUGAUCAGUUCGAAACUAGAAAAGGGGUUUGCCGGUGAUGAGUAACGGUAAAUACAUCCAAUCCCUCUGCAUCUCCUCCUCCUUGGGCCUCUCUCUCAUUGUCCUCCAGCUCACCUCUCCUCUGCCCCUCCAUUGCUUAGUCACCACAUGGAUGUGUCAUUGUUUCUAUCACUUUCUGACUUUCAUGCCCGCUGAAGCACAGCGAGAGCAUCUCUGCGGUGCCAAACCCAUGAAAAGAUACCGGAUUCACUUCUGUCCACCCGCCUUCCCCCCUGCACCCCCCCAACUCCACUCCAAACAACAAGACCUCCUCAUUCCUGAUGGAUGGCGCCACUUUCCACAGCCAGGGCCACGGGCCACAUGGCGACCACACCUCCACGGCACGGACUUAAAGCCUCCGGAUGUAUAAGCGAGGGAACAUAAGGAGACGAGGAAUCGAGAAGAUGAAGAUGGAGCUCGCCGUGGUUAACUGGACGGUGGCAGCCGCAGGGUUUCUUCUGCUCUGGGCUGGCGGUGGCUCCACAGCGCCUCUUGAGUGCCACUUCAACUCCAGAGCUCUGUGUGAGUUCGAGGGGAGGCGCUACGCCCUGGGGGAGACCUGGAUGGAUAACGCCUGCAUGCAGUGCACCUGUUUGCACCCCGUUGGAGUCGGUUGCUGCGAGACGGUGCAUCGACCGGUGGAUUUCCCUGCCUGGUGUGAGGUGAGGGUGGAGCCGGUGACCUGCAAAGCGUUUCUGGUCCAGACAGCCGACCCCCGCCUGCCGUGCACCCCGGGCGAAACGGACAGGGACCCCAGCCACGGAUCGCUCCAGCUGCAGCUCGACGGGGGGAUCCGCACAGAGACCAACAGCAGCCUAACCUGCACCUAA
Molecule: messenger RNA, 1546 nt
Organism: Gambusia affinis (western mosquitofish)
Lineage: Eukaryota; Metazoa; Chordata; Actinopteri; Cyprinodontiformes; Poeciliidae
Gene: msmp1
Product: microseminoprotein, prostate associated 1
Source: RefSeq, a predicted model, not a curated record